UGUUAAUUAUUGCUUGCAUCGUAUGAUCGCUUUGGAAAUCCCUCCCACUCAUCCCGGGCUUAUCGCGCGCGUGACAUGAUUUGCAGGAGGAGUUGAGGAAGUUCAGCCACCAGGCAGGAGGUUUCCACAGCAGCAGGCGUUGUCCCCGUCAUCAUGUCUGAAGCUUUUGAAAAAGCAGCAGAGGAGGUAAAGGUCCUCAAACAAAAACCAGACCAGGGAGAACUGACUGCACUUUAUGGCUUAUAUAAACAAGGCACUGUUGGAGACGUCAAUAUUGAUCGACCAGGGAUGUUUGAUUUUACAGGAAAAGCAAAAUGGGACGCAUGGAACGCAAAGAAAGGUCUGUCUAAAGAAGAAGCAAUGGCGGCUUACGUUGAGUUGGUGGAGAAGCUAAAAGAAAAAUAUGGAAUCUAGAUUUCAGAGACGCGACAAUAAACAAAUAAUAAA
Molecule: messenger RNA, 447 nt
Organism: Cyprinodon tularosa
Lineage: Eukaryota; Metazoa; Chordata; Actinopteri; Cyprinodontiformes; Cyprinodontidae
Product: acyl-CoA-binding protein-like
Exons: 4
Coding region: 154-414 (86 amino acids)
Biological process (GO): fatty acid metabolic process
Molecular function (GO): fatty-acyl-CoA binding
Source: RefSeq, a predicted model, not a curated record